Messenger RNA from Perognathus longimembris pacificus (Pacific pocket mouse), 3760 nucleotides. It is a transcript of the gene Usp38, whose product is annotated as ubiquitin specific peptidase 38. Gene Ontology annotation, biological process: ubiquitin-dependent protein catabolic process; protein deubiquitination. The transcript has 10 exons. The record is from RefSeq and is a predicted model, not a curated record. Gene Ontology annotation, molecular function: cysteine-type deubiquitinase activity; cysteine-type endopeptidase activity. Lineage: Eukaryota; Metazoa; Chordata; Mammalia; Rodentia; Heteromyidae. Gene Ontology annotation, cellular component: cytosol; nucleus. Bases 50 to 3169 code for a protein of 1039 amino acids.
CGCGGCUCCCCUCGGCCCCGGCGCUCCCCGGCCCGGCGGCACGGCGACCAUGGACAAGAUCCUGGAGGGCCUGGUGAGCUCCUCGCACCCGCUGUCGCUGAAGCGGGUGAUCGUGCGGAAGGUGGUGGAGUCGGCGGAGCACUGGCUGGACGGGGCGCAGUGCGAGGCCAUGUUUGACCUGACCACCCGGCUCAUCCUGGAGGGCCGCGACCCCUUCCAGCGCCAAGUGGGCCACCAGGUGCUGGAGGCCUACGCGCGCUACCACCGGCCCGAGUUCGAGGCCUUCUUCAACAAGACCUUCGUGCUGGGCCUCCUGCAGCAGGGUUACCACUCGCUGGACAGGAAGGACGUCGCCAUCCUGGACUACAUCCACAACGGCCUGAGGCUGAUCAUGAGCUGCCCGUCGGUGCUGGACCUCUUCAGCCUGCUGCAGGUGGAGGUGUUACGGAUGGCGUGCGAGAGGCCCGAGCCGGCCUUCUGCGCCCGGCUCAGCGACCUGCUGACGGACUUCGUGCAGUGCAUCCCCAAGGGGAAGCUGUCGGUCACCUUCUGCCAGCAGCUGGUCCGAACCAUCGGUCACUUCCAGUGCGCGUCCACCCAGGAGAAGGAGCUGCGCGAGUAUGUCUCCCAGGUCACGAAAGUGAGCGGCUUGCUUCAGAACAUCUGGAAGGCCGAGCCCUCCACGCUGCUGCCUUCCCUGCAGGAAGUCUUCGCCAGCAUCUCUUCCACAGAUGCGUCAUUUGAGCCUUCUGUAGCACUGGCAAGCCUAGUCCAGCAUAUUCCGCUUCAGAUGAUUACAGUUCUCAUCAGGAGCCUCACCACCGACCCAAACGUGAAAGACGCAAGCAUGACCCGGGCUCUCUGCAGAAUGAUUGACUGGCUGUCCUGGCCAUUGGCUCAGCAUGUGGAUACAUGGGUAAUUGCACUUCUGAAAGGAUUAGCAGCGGUUCAGAAGUUUACUAUAUUGAUAGAUGUUACUUUGCUGAAAAUAGAACUGGUUUUUAAUCGCCUUUGGUUUCCUCUUGUGAGACCUGGUGCUCUUGCCGUUCUUUCUCACAUGCUGCUUAGUUUUCAGCAUUCUCCAGAGGCGUUCCAUUUGAUUGUUCCUCAUGUAGUUCAUUUGGUUCACUCUUUUAAAAGUGAUGGCCUGCCUUCCAGUACAGCCUUCUUAGUGCAGUUAACAGAAUUGAUACACUGUAUGAUGUAUCAUUAUUCUGGAUUUCCAGAUCUCUAUGAACCUAUCUUGGAUGCAAUAAAGGAUUUUCCUAAGCCCAGUGAAGAGAAGAUUAAAUUGAUUCUCAACCAAAGUGCCUGGACUUCUCAAUCCAAUUCUUUGGCAUCUUGCUUGUCUAGACUUUGUGGAAAAUCUGAAACUGGAAAAACUGGUCUUAUUAACCUAGGAAACACAUGUUAUAUGAACAGUGUUAUCCAAGCAUUGUUUAUGGCUACGGAUUUCAGAAGACAAGUAUUAUCUUUAAAUCUAAAUGGGUGCAAUUCAUUGAUGAAAAAAUUACAACACCUCUUCGCCUUUUUGGCUCACACACAGAGGGAAGCAUACGCACCUCGGAUCUUCUUUGAGGCUUCCAGACCUCCAUGGUUUACGCCCAGGUCACAGCAGGACUGUUCUGAGUACCUCAGGUUUCUGCUAGACAGGCUCCAUGAAGAAGAAAAGAUCUUGAAAGUUCAGUCCUCACACAGGCCACCCGAAAGUCUGGGGUGUGGAGAAACAUCUUUGCAAGAAGUAGCCAACAAGACAGUACUGUCAGACACUUCUUGCGCAAAUGAAAGUGAGAAGACUUUAAUAGAAAAAAUGUUUGGAGGAAAACUAAGGACUCACAUAUGUUGCUUGAACUGCAGGAGUACCUCACAGAAAGUGGAAGCGUUCACCGACCUUUCACUGGCCUUUUGUCCUUCCCCACCCAUGGAAGACUUACCUUUCCAAGACCCAGCAUCAUUACCCCAUGCCCAAGAUGGCAGCCUGAUGUGUACCAGUGUGCCCGCUCCUGCCGAAGACCCAGUAGUGUAUAAUCCAGCUGCCUUUGUGUGUGACUCAGUUCUGAAUGAAACAAUAGGCAGUCCUCCUGAUGAAUUUCACUGUCCUGAAAACCACACUUCUGUCCCUAAUGAACCUGCCAAGAUUCUUGUCAGUAAAGAUGUACCUCAGAAACUCGGAAGCGAGAUCACACCUUCCGUAACUGACUUACUAAAUUAUUUUUUGGCUCCAGAAAUUCUUACUGGUGACAACCAAUAUUAUUGUGAAAAUUGUGCCUCUCUGCAGAAUGCUGAGAAAACUAUGCAAAUCACGGAGGAGCCUGAAUACCUUAUUCUAACUCUCCUAAGAUUUUCAUACGAUCAGAAGUAUCAUGUGAGAAGAAAAAUCUUAGACAAUGUGUCACUGCCACUGGUUUUGGAACUGCCGGUUAAACGAACUACUUCCUUUUCUUCAUUGUCAGAAAACUGGUCUGUAGAUGUUGACUUCACUGAUACUAGUGAGAACAUAGCUAAAAAACUAAAGCCUUCGGGGACUGAAGAAACUUUCUGCCCCAAAUUAGUGCCCUACGUACUGAGUUCUGUUGUGGUUCACUCGGGCGUAUCCUCUGAGAGCGGGCAUUACUACUCCUACGCCAGAAACACCACGGGCACAGAGUCCUCGUUCCAGAUGUGCCACCAGCCAGAACCGCUGGCAUUAACUCCCUCCCAGAAUCACCUACUAGGGCGAGACUGCCCCACCGCCAAUAUGGAACAGGAUUUGGAAAAUAAGGAAAUGUCAAAAGAAUGGUUUUUAUUUAAUGACAGCAGAGUGACAUUUACUUCAUUUCAGUCGGUCCAGAAAAUUACGAGUAGGUUUCCAAAAGACACAGCUUAUGUGCUUUUGUAUAAAAAACAGAAUAGCACCGGUAGUUUAAAUGAUAAUAAUACAACCAGUGGACUCUGGCUAAAUGGAGACCCACCUCUACAGAAAGAACUUAUGGAUGCUAUAACAAAAGACAAUAAACUAUAUUUACAGGAACAAGAGUUGAAUGCUCGAGCCCGGGCCCUCCAAGCUGCGUCUACCUCUUGUUCCUUCCGGCCCAACGGAUUUGAUGACAACGACCCACCAGGAAGCUGUGGGCCAACGGGGGGCGGCGGGGGAGGCGGAUUUAAUACAGUUGGCAGACUCGUGUUUUGAUCCCUGGAGCCCAGAAUGCACUUGGUCACAAAGCAUCCAAUACUAUCUUUGACUGUUAAAAUGUCAGACUGUAACCAAUACCAUAUCUUUUAUUUUUCUUUUCAUUAGACCCUCAUGCUUUAAGAAAACACAGUGCUUGUUUUUAUUUUCUGGACAAUACAUUUAUUAACAAAAUGCAUCAUGGGAAAAGAAUCUACCUCUUAAAGUUCCAUUUAUGGUUAAAUAUGCUUGACCAAAAAUGUUGAAAGGAAAAAAAAAUGUACCUGGUCCCUAAUUAAGCUGCAUUAAAUUUGGUAGAAUUAUUUAAAUAGUCUAUAUUUAGUUUCACCAAACCAAGAAACAAUUCAUUUGCAUUCUUUAUAAAAGAAUUGAUUUCAGGUUUAAGAGAAAUACUGUUUUGUUUUCUAAGUCCUUUAUUUCAGAUGUAGAUACCCAUGUUUUAAUUCAAGUCAUGGACAAUACUAGAGGAUCCAGUCUCCAAUGAAGGCAAUAACAUAAGACGUACCAAGCUGUCCUACUUCUCCGACUUCUGUGUGGUCUGCUUUCCGUGUCCCUGUAUCUGCAUUUGACGUACAGAGGUUUUUUUAAAAA